Harpia harpyja (harpy eagle) is the source of this 5009-nucleotide messenger RNA. It is a transcript of the gene TNFRSF8, whose product is annotated as TNF receptor superfamily member 8. The coding region runs from base 134 to 1591 and encodes 485 amino acids. The transcript has 11 exons. Lineage: Eukaryota; Metazoa; Chordata; Aves; Accipitriformes; Accipitridae. Gene Ontology annotation, molecular function: protein binding. The record is from RefSeq and is a predicted model, not a curated record.
AUGGCUCUGGACUGAAUGAACAGACACGGAGCAAGACUGGGCUGGACCCUGGGAGGAUCUCAGCCUCCAGGAGGAGCAAGCUGGUUGUCUAACCUGCGAUGCUGGGAGCUAGGGAGAUUUAACACCACUGCAGAUGGCUGCCUGCAGCCUGGUACUAGGACUGUGGCUUCUGCUGCUUCUCCAGGAUAUCCAGACAGCCCCGCAGACAUCAUUAACCCCAUCUCAUUCCUGUGAUACACUUGAGAAUUGGUUCUAUGAUGAAACUUCACAAAGCUGCUGUUACCAGUGUCCCUCAGGCUAUGUUAAGAAGAAAGCAUGUCCUAGGGACCCAGAUGAAGACUGCAUGAGAUGUGGACCCGAACAAUAUGUGAAUGAAGCAUUCCAAAAGCCACGAUGUGACGCUUGUGUAUCAUGCACAAAAGAAUCGGACCUUGUGGAAAAAGAGCCCUGCUCCUUCAAUUCUAGCCGUGUGUGUGAGUGCCGACCAGGCCUGUUCUGUCAAACCCCUGUUCUGAACACCUGCAUACGAUGCCAGCAGCACACUGUUUGCAAGCCUGGUUUUGGAGUCAAAGUCAGAGGCACCUCAACGAAUGAUGUUACUUGUGAAGAGUGCCCUUCUGGGACCUUUUCUGAUCAAAAUUCCAGCACCGACAUCUGCAAGCCCCACACAAACUGUGCCAAGUUAAACAAAAUAGCACUAAGCAAAGGAAAUGCCACACACGAUCAGGUUUGCCUGGACCAAUUGCCCACCUACCUCACCUCAAGCACUUUGUCCAUGCGAUUCAGCAAUGAAACAAAUAACUCUGACCUAAGGAGGGUUGAAGAGAACCUGGUGACCAUGGGUAGUAUCCUUUUAAGUGCCAUAACAACUGAAAACCCCAGUUCAACUCCUGAGGAGAAAGCUCUGGCUGGCACUUUUCCCACCUCAGCCAAGGGGGAGACGACAAUGGGAGGUCUAGUUCUUUGGGCAGUGGUUCUCUCUGUGAUAGUGCUACUUGUGGGCAUGCUGUUAAUUUGGAAAUGGAAGGUUUGCAAGAAGCGGAUCCUCAUCCUCAAAGGAAAGCCACAUCUGCAUUCCAUCACUUCACACAAAUCCAGACUCAAAUCUCAAGGUUCUGAUUUAGUGAACAAAUGCGCAAAGAUCAUACUGACUACUGACAGUGGGCCAGAAGAGAAGGAGUUAAUUGACAGAACCCUCCCUUUGGAAACCAACAAUAACUUGGUCUCCAGCACAGAAAAAGCAUAUAGUCCUGAACUGAGUCUGACUGAUGUGACACAGAGCAAUGGAAAUGCUCCAGAUUGCCCUAUCGAUUCUCGAGUGAGAGACCACACAAAUAAUCGAAUUGAAAAAAUAUACAUCAUGAAGGCCGACACUGUUAUUGUGGGGUCCAUUUCAGAAGUGCCUAGUGGCAAGAACUGUGCUGCUAGAGGAUGUGAAAGUAGUGUUGAUGCCCAGGAAAACGUGGAAGAGGAACUGGCAAUGCACUAUCCAGAGCAGGAAACAGAGUCUUUUCGAGGGAAUGAUGUAACGGUUCCUGUAGAAGAAGAGGGAAAGGAAUUUCAUCACCCCACCACUGCCACUGAAAAGUGAUAACCCACUGAGAAGAUGUGUGAAGCUACAGAAAUAUCCAGUGUGACACUAAGCCUUGAAUCUAUGACAAGGGAGGUAAACACAUAGUGCCUUAGAUUAUCUGAAAACUCAGGUAAAACACUGAAACACAUUCAAACAAGGAGUGCUAGAAGCUAUUUUAUCUAACAAAUGAGAGGAUCAUCCAAACUGUUGGCCUUCAUAGCUGACGUCAAAUAUUUCUCUUUCCCUCUCUCUCCCCGCAUCGUGCUGGAAACAAAUUUGAAUCAAAGCUACAAAAUUCAGAGCACAUCUGGAUGCCAACUCAAGUUUCACAACUUGCUUUCUCUGCAUGAAGGAAUGGAUUGAAAACUAUGUCUGAUUACUUCUAUUAUCGUAUGAAAAUUCUGGCCAGAAUUCUGAGUUAAGCUUGAGACUCAGCCAUGUUUCAUAUGUUGUGUCUAUUCCAGUAUUACCAGUACUUCCAAUUUUGUCAUAUAUUUUGCAACAUCUGGUGUUUUUCUUAAGGCCUCAAUUCUUGAAUGAAAGUAAUGACAAUUUCAGUUUUACCUAACACAAACAGAACUCUUAAGUUUGUGGACUUCACAUUUCUUGAGGAAAUAGGAUCAAAAAGUGCCACACAGGCUCAGAAAACGGAAGGUAAAUAAAACUAGUUGAAGUCCACUGUACUUUAGGCCAUUCUUUCUAAUUCUUGAAGUCCAAUUCAUGUUUUUUGACUACUUCAAAUCAUCGGUAAGUGUACAAAAUAGCCUCUUCUGGUGGAAGCCAAACUGGCUGAAAAUUUGGAUAUUAGAUGAACUAUGGGUUUAGCCCAGUGUGGAGUCUGUAAAAAGGGAAAAGAAGAAAAUAAACUAGUUUUCUACAAAAAGGAAGGACUGAAAAACAGGCACAGCAGUUAUUUCCUAUAACAUUGUUAAUCUUUGCUUGUUUAGAAUUGCUCAUAAUCAUCAGGCUGAUACUGAUUUGCAUAUCUAGUCUUUAAAAAAAAAUCUGGUUUGUGGUCAACUGGCUUGUGUUAUGCUAUUUCUCAAUCUCUCACACUGCUUGUUUGAUAACUGUAAGUGUAAUAGUGCUGACUAUAUUUUUGCACAGGACAAUGGAAAAUGAACAAGAUGACAAAGUGUGCCUUAACAGUCAAAAAAAGGAACCACAAAACCAAUUACUUGCUUUGUAGUUUUACCCUGGACAGAGUACUGCAAUAACAGCUGUGCAACUUCAGCAUCUUUUGUCUUAGAACACACAAAAGGAACAUAAGGGCAUAAAAAACACCUUCUUGAGCCAGACAAGUAGUACAAGCCCAACAUUUUAUCUCUGACAGUCGCAGUAAGAGAUGUUAUUUAGGAAGAGCACAUAAGCCUGUUAAUAUCUGCUGUUUGCAUUCCUCAUAGUUCUGCAACAUCAGCUGUAAUUGGAUUAAGGAUGUUAAAGAGUUUGUCCCAGCCUUUAGCGUUCAUUCAUACUGCCAUUAAUUUUUCUUCUCUCUUUUGAAUUUCCUGGUACAGUCUGCCUCCAUAAGCACCUGUGGCAACAGAUUACAGGUAGUUACUAUUCACUGUGUAAAGAAGUACUUUGACCGCUUUUAAACUGACCUCUUGCUUAUCUCAGUGAGUGCCACUAGUUCUUGUAUUACAGCAUUUAGUGCAAUACUGAGUUGCUUUUACGAUUCUUGAUUGUAUCCUCCUCAGCCCCCAAGCUGAGUUCCCAUCUUUUUACGUUUCUCAUGUAAGUUAGAUGCUCCACUGCCUUGGUCAUUUUAGUUGACCUCUUCUGCAUCUUCUCUAACUUCACUACAUUCUUCUGGACAUCUGGAGGCCAGAACCAUGCACUGCACUGAAGAAGAGGGGUGGGCCAAGGUUUUAAAGAGCGGCAAAAUGAUACUCUAUAUUUUGUUCUCAAUACCUCUACAGAUGAUGCCCACCAUUUUAUUUGCUUUUUUUGGCUGCCCCUGCAUACUAAGCAGAUGAUUUCAGAGAACCAUCAAGAAUGACUCCAGGAUCACUUUUCUGAGCAAUAGCUGCUAGAUGCGAAUUCAGCACCAUGUACGCCUGGUUUAGAUUAUUUUUCCCUAAAUGUAUUGCCUUGUGUUUAUCUAUGUAGAAGGUCAUUUGCCUCCUUUUUAUGAGCUCCUUCUGGCUUUACUUGCCUCUAUAUGUCAUGUAAGUACCUGGAGAAGUUUAGUAUUACUUUCAUUGUGUGGGUGCUCUUUUCUCCAGAUCAUUGAUGAAGAUAUUGAAUAGAACUGGCCCCACCAAUCCUCCCUGCUAACUGUUCUCUAUCCUGAAAAAAUACCAUUAUGUUGUGCUCUUUCCUUCCUGCCUUUUAAACAGCCAUAACUUUUGUAUCCUGUAAACUUUUAUCAAAUCCAUAAACGUACCUUUCCUCCAAUCCUGUGACAACUUUGUUUUUCCACCACCUUAGGUGUGGAACCUCAAUCAAAGGCUUUUUAAAAAUCUCCAUGUAGUAGGUCCACUGGAUCUUGUUUAUCCAUUAAGCCUCGCAAUAUAUGGGAAGCUUUUUACUCAAGAUUUUGUGAUUGAAGAAAUACAUCAAGAGAAAUUCAUACCUUUCUGGAACCGCAGCCCCAGAGAUGAAGUGGGAGAAUCUCAGCUUUAUGGGAUCUAGUCACUGGCUUUCAUCAAUGGGUAAUCUACCUGUAGUAUAUUUGAAAACUGGUUGUAAUUUCAAGUGUUGUAAGUUCCAGUAUUUAAUUCUUGAAUUCCACUCUUCUCUGCAAGUCCAGAACAUUUAUUUUAAUAAUUUCUAAAAACAACUGCUGUCACUGUAUAUUUUAGUUCGUCUAUUGACUCUUGCAAGAGAGGCAAUUAGUGAAUCCUUUCUGUGUACUUCUGUGUUUGUUCUUGCUUUGUUUCAUUCAGAAGAUAAGCUGCUCCUAAUGCUCGCAUUGAAAUUUCUUUUGGCUGUCAGUAUCGCCAUGUCAGUGGCAGUUACGUGGGAUGAAGAAGGAAACAGAAUGAACAUUUUUUGGUUUAAGUGCUUGUUGUGCAACAGAAGGUCAAGUCACCAAGUACUGACAUAAAACAGCAAUGCAAGGAAGAAGAAAAAACUGUGUAGGACAUAUACCGGUCACCCUUUCCUCACUUCCAGUCAGCUUAGUUCAUUGUUUUCCAGUACAUGUGCUUCAUUCUAGAAAAAUACAGGAACUUCUAUUUCAUUUUAGAGAAUGCCAAUUUGUGUAUCCACAAAUUGUGAAUAACCAUGGUCACCUGGCUGUGAUUGUUAAAGGAUGUUCUGUAAUGACAGCUAAUUGUAUAUUUCAGGUCUGUAUAUAAAUUAAUCUUUUUUACUGGAACACCUUUCUAGAUGAAUCAUAUGCAUUGCAACCUGCUAGAUGUAUUAUAGUUGGUUAGUUUAAUAAUGCUGGUAAUCUUUGAAUUAAAAAUUGCAUGGGUUUUAGACCAUA